Ziziphus jujuba (common jujube) is the source of this 824-nucleotide messenger RNA. Its product is annotated as major strawberry allergen Fra a 1.05. Gene Ontology annotation, molecular function: signaling receptor activity; protein phosphatase inhibitor activity; abscisic acid binding. The transcript has 2 exons. Bases 94 to 576 code for a protein of 160 amino acids. Lineage: Eukaryota; Viridiplantae; Streptophyta; Magnoliopsida; Rosales; Rhamnaceae. Gene Ontology annotation, biological process: abscisic acid-activated signaling pathway; defense response. Gene Ontology annotation, cellular component: cytoplasm; nucleus. The record is from RefSeq and is a predicted model, not a curated record.
UUCACCUCAAAAACUCCUUCUAGUUUCAGCAAAUACACUCCUAGUCUUUCAUUCUUCGCUUUCUAUCUCAUUUUUCAAGCACUUUUAGUCAUCAUGGCUGUUCUAUCUUAUGAAUCAGAGUUUACCUCCUCUAUCCCCCCAGCUAGGUUGUUCAAGGCUUUUGUCCUUGAUGCAGACAACCUCAUUCCAAAGAUUGCUCCUAACGCAAUUAAGUCCGCUGAAAUCAUUGAAGGAGAUGGUGGAGUUGGAUCUAUCAAGAAGGUCACCUUCGGCGAAGGGAGCCACUUCAACUAUGUGAAGCACCAGAUCGAAGUAGUUGACAAAGACAAUUUUGUCUACGCCUACAGUUUGAUCGAAGGAGAUGCUUUGACAGACAAACUUGAGAAAAUCUCAUACGAGAACAAGUUCAUAGCUGCUGAUGGAGGAUCCAUCAUCAAGAGCAUCAGCAAAUACCACACCAAGAGCGACAACCACGAUAUCACUGAAGACAAAAUCAAGGCAGGAAAAGAGAAGGCUGCCCAUCUCUUCAAGGUUGUUGAGAAGUACCUCCAAGAGAAUCCUGAUGCAUACAACUAAAUCAGUUUUAUAAUCUCUGAGGCUUGUAACAGUGAAACCAUUUCGGAUUUUUUACAUGUUACAUCUAUAUAGUUUUCAUUGAAGUGUGAUUAUACUAUUACUGUUGUUAUGGCCCAUCAAUAUCUGCCUUGGGCUUGUAUUUUUUUUGAGAAUGUUAUAGUGUGAACAUUGUAUUUCUUUUAUUAUAAAUCAAAUAAAAGCAUCUGAUGUCUUAUCAUGAAAGAUAUAAAAUAAUUGCAAAAAGUAAA